Messenger RNA from Closterium sp. NIES-65, 3657 nucleotides. The record is from the annotation of a GenBank genome assembly. Lineage: Eukaryota; Viridiplantae; Streptophyta; Zygnematophyceae; Desmidiales; Closteriaceae.
AUGCUUCCAAUUCUCCUCAUCUCCUUCUUCCUUCCAGAUGCAUGCUGGGCAUAUGCAGUGGUGGCAAGUGUGGAAGCCGCAUACGGCAUCGCAAAGUGGGGCGCCGCUCCCCAGCUAUCAGUGGAGGCUCUCUUCGCCCUCAUGGGCCUCUCCGACUCCGACAAGUGCUCUGCUGGCGGCUCCCCCACUGAAGCCUUUGAGAAGCUCGUGGCUCUUGAUGCCACCAGUGGGCUCACAGGGGACAGUGACCCGGCAACAACAUACCCGGUGCAGGCGUUUGAGCGAGCGCAGUUCAAGGGGUAUGUGGGGCUCAUGCUGGCAGUGCAGCGGCAGCCAGUGGUGGUUCACAUCGAGGCGUCUGCUCCCUCAUUCAAGACAUACGGUGGGAAAAUCAAGUACCAGGAUCCCGGUUGCUACACUGGAAGUCUCAACCACGUUGUACUCGUUAUUGGCUACUUCAUUAGAGGAGACGACGGCAGCCAGAACCGCAUUGCUCCUCCGUUUUGGAUCAUCCGUAACUCAUGGGGAGAGGAGUGGGGCAGCAAGGGUCACAUGCGCAUGGACAUUCAGGGAGGGAAUGGCGUGUGUGGCAUCAACGUGCUGCCUGGCAUCUACCCCAUUGUCAAAAUGGACGUGUGUGGGUCAUACUUCAAGAACCCCUGUUACGUGGGAGCAUGCAUCAACGAUGGCAAGGGCGCCUACUCCUGCAUCUGCCCUCCCAAUCACGUUCUUAGCACAACCGUUGACGGCUUCCCCACCUGCGAUCCAGCCAACACCACGGCCACCACAAUGACAGUCAGCGGCGACAACUGGUGGUGCUCGGAUGUUCAUCCCCUUAUUGGCCUCACUCUGAGUCGAUUCACUUCUCCGAAUGCAGGCAUUGACUGCAGCCAGCCAUUACCCAAGGGCAGUGUUCUUCAGCUGGAUGGUACUCCUGCCACACCCUGCACUGCCUUCUUCUAUACCCUCAAUGGAGACUCCUGUGAAUCCAUCAGCACACAGGUAAAUCUACCUCUCACCAACCUCACCGCACUCAACCCCGGCCUUGACUGCUCCAAGCCCAUCAAAGCCGGCCAGUCCGUGUGCAUCGAGCGCAGUGCUGCCUUCGCUUUCACCGUUCCCGAGUGCGUGAAAUACGGCACGCUCACUCCUCAAGACACGUGCGACCGGCUGGUCCAAAAGAGCAACACAGCCUCACAAGAAGGGGAUUCAAGUGCGAAUCCUUGGCAAGAUCUCUACCGCAAUAAUCCUGGGCUUACCUGUUCUGCUACCAUCCCUUCGUCUGUGUCUGCUGUUGGCAGCAAGAUUGGUGUCCAGGUGUGUCUCAGGGCAGAGUACUGGUCGUUUCAAAUGGGUGUGUGCAAGAAGGGCAGGGUCAAGCCACGUUUCUUUCCCGUGUCCAUCCCGCCUCUCCCCAUCCCAAUUACCACUACCACCACCACCCCUCUCACCAGGGUGCAAUUCUCGGAGCUGAUUCAGAAGAACAUUCACCUGUACGCCUUCCGCAACAGCAUCUCGCUCUCCACCUCCGCUGCUGCCAACUUCACUCGCCUCGAGCUCGCCACUGCUCUGCGCUCACGGGGUUCAUACCAAACCAACAUGCUGAUGGCGGGAUUCGAUGAGGGAGUGGGACCAUCUCUCUACUACCUUGACUACCUCGCCACGCUGCACAAAGUGAAGCACACUGCCAUCGGCUACUGCGCCUACUUUGUGCUCUCCAUCUUUGACAAGUACUACAAGGACAACAUGUCCCUGGACGAGGCGCUAGAGGUGGUGGACCGCUGCAUUGCAGAGGUGCGCCUGCGCCUGCUCGUCUCCCCGCCCAACUUCCUCGUCAAGAUUGUCGACAAGGACGGAGCCAGGGAGCUGCUGUGGAGGAGAACGGUGCCCCCGCCUCCUGGGCCUGAGACGGCUGCAGCUGCGGGUGGUAGUACUGCUGCUGGGGGUGCUUCGACAAUUUUGUGUCCUUUCAAGUGGGAGUGGGUGGGGGCUGUGCAAGUUAGAUACAUCUGGAAGUACCCUUCUCCCCCUCUCCCCUUCUCUCUCGCCCUCCCUCCCUCCCUCCCCUCCUCCCUCUCUCCCCUCCUCCCUCCCUCCCUCCCUCCCUCCCUCCCUCCCUCCCUCCCUCCCUCCCUCCCUCCCUCCCCUCCUCCCUCCCUCCCUCUCCCUCCCGUCUUCACUCUCCUUACGCUGUCUCACUCCCACUCUUCCUGUGUGCAUGUGAAUGAGCAGACAGGGGACAUCAUUCGUAAGCGGAUCAAGCAAAUUAAGAUGGUAAGCAUGCACGCUGCUCCCUCCCCUCCGCUCACUCCCCCUCCCCUCUGCACACUCUCCCUCCCCUCUGCACACUCUCCCUCCCCUCUGCACACUCUCCCUCCCCUCCGCUCACUCCCCCUCCCCUCUGCACACUCUCCCUCCCCUCUGCGCAAUCUCCCUCCCCUCCGCACACCCCCCCUCCCCUCUCCACACUCUCCCUCCCCUCUGCGCAAUCUCCCUCCCCUCCGCACACCCCCCCUCCCCUCUCCACACUCUCCCUCCCCUCCGCUCACUCCCCCUCCCCUCUGCACACUCUCCCUCCCCUCUCCACACUCUCCCUCCCCUCUGCACACUCUCCCUCCCCUUUCCACACUCUCCCUCCCCUCCGCUCACUCCCCCUCCCCUCUGCACACUCUCCCUCCCCUCUCCACACUCUCCCUCCCCUCUGCGCACUCUCCCUCCCCUCCGCACACUCCCCCUCCCCUCUGCACACUCUCCCUCCCCUCUCCACACUCUCCCUGCCCUCUGCGCACUCUCCCUCCCCUCCGCACACUCCCCCUCCCCUCUGCACACUCUCCCUCCCCUCUGCAACCUCCUCACUCCCCUCCGCAUGCCCUCCAGCUUCUGCUGUCUUCGCUUGCCCUUAAUUGCCAUUCGAUGUCAUUUGAUGCUAUUCGAUGCUAUUCGAUGCUUUUCCUCCUCGCUUUGCCGAAUCGUCCUGUGGGGAGUGGAGAGGGGGAGUGGCGGAGUGAUGGAGGGUGGAAUGGGCUUUGGAAGGAGGGGAUGGUGGAGGUGGAGCGUAAGGAGUAUGCAUGUGACUUGGUGACAGAAGUGGACAAGGAGUGCGAGCAAUACAUCACAAGCAUUGUCAAUGCCACGUUCCCGCUGCAUCGCAUCAUAGGCGAGGAGACAGCUAGAGAGGAGGACAUGGCGUGGCUGGAGCAAGGAGCCAACCCUGCUGCUGCUCCCGGUGGCGAUGGCAGUGCCGCUGCUGCUGCUAUGAACGAGUGGGUGUGGAUCGUCGACCCUAUCGACGGCACACUCAACUUUGUGGGGGAGAUCCCUAUGUGCGCCGUGUCGCUGGGUGUGGCCCGGCAGGGCCGCCUGGAGGUGGGAGUGGUGUACAACCCCUUUAAUAACGAGCUCUUCAGCUGCCGCCGAGGGGAAGGUGCAUAUUUGAAUGGCAACCGCAUUGCUAUUCCAAACGAGCCAACAGAAAUUGGUGAUGCUGCCGUUGCUGUGGGCUUCCCAUCCAGUCCAGAGCAUCGGCAGCGAAUGAUAGAGGCAGUGGCAGCAGUGGCACCACACGCCAGGACCAUGAGGGCCUUUGGAUCCGCGGCUCUGCAUAUGAGCUACGUGGCAGCAGGGCGCCUCGGUGCUUUCUUUGAGGAAGGGCUUAAG